Acyrthosiphon pisum (pea aphid) is the source of this 1113-nucleotide messenger RNA. RefSeq lists its product as uncharacterized. The transcript has 2 exons. Lineage: Eukaryota; Metazoa; Arthropoda; Insecta; Hemiptera; Aphididae. The record is from RefSeq and is a predicted model, not a curated record. Bases 382 to 1092 code for a protein of 236 amino acids.
CCGUGUGGAACAAAUACAAACAAAAUAAAUAAUUGCUACGCUCACGCUCUUGACUUUGUGAAAUUACUAAGCAACUCGUAUGAUAGUUGUAUUUAAAACCAUUAUUAGCUCCUUGCAGUUAAAUAUUUCUCUAGUUUCAACAAAUGUUUUUUUAAAUUAUAAACUAUUAUUUCACGCCAAAAAUGACAUUGUAUGUGUAGUGAUUCAAACAAAGAUCGAUCUAUUACCAAACAUAAUUUAGUUUUCCCAUUGCCGAAAUACAUAGGUACCAUUCCUUAUACGUUUCAAGUAGAAUAUUUCAAGAGAUCGAAUCAAUAGAGAAAUAAAACAACAGUCUUAGUAAUUUAGAUUUUAAACUACGAAUUUCAACUAUAUUGCAUAAUGUACGAGACAUCCAAUAUGAAUAAAUCAGAACGAACUCAUCAAUUUAUUUUAAUGGACUUCGAGUUCACAACAAUUUACAGGACCAGUAUAGUAUUAAUAUCUGGCGCAAUUUCAAAUAGCUCGUAUCAUUUUAAGACUGUUAAAUUGGAGGGGAAACCUCUUUUAUUAUCAGUAAAUCAGAAUGUUAGACAACUGAAUAACCAAGAAAUAAGGAAAGCAAUUUCAGUGAUUAAUCUAUAUUUAAAACUAGAGUUACAGGUUGCAUUGUUGAAGCAAUUGCAUAACGGCCUAAGCACCAGUACAAACAAUUUAAACGCUGAAUUUAUUAGACGUUAUCUAGCAUAUAACAAUAAAAUAACGAUAAUCGUAUUAUGGAACGGUUCCACAGAUAUGGACAUUUUAAACAGAUUACAAAUUAAUAACUAUAAUCUACUAAAUAUGACAUGUUUUGACAUAUCAAAUAAUCAACAUUUUUACAUACAAUUAAUCACAAUGAGAAAUACGAAAGUCAUAUAUGAAUACAGUUUAGGACCGUAUAAUAAACAAGGACGGAUGUUAAGUCUAGUAGAAACACAUAAAAUUAUAUGUUCAAAACAACACAAAGGAAUGUACCCCCACGAUCCUUGCUACGACCUGGAAUUAACGAAAUGUAUUUUUAACAAAAUGGUUAAACAAUUUCAGUAUAAGAAUCUAGUGAAACAUUUUUAAAUAAAUAGUAUAAUUUUUAUU